AUGGUUCAAAUCAAACGCCGUGCCAUCCGCAUCGCGUUGCAUCUCCAGCAACCCGAAUUACUGCGUCCAUCAACAUCCUCUUCUCCUUCUCCCUUCCUUCUGACUGCACCGCUUGUGUCCGCGAAGCUGGGGGAUACCAUCGCAGCGUUGUACGGGACAGAAGGCCUCGUCUCGUUCUCCACUGUCGACGUGGUGUUCAUCGAGCGUAACAGUGUAACCACUCGCUUCAUCGUGCGCUGUCCCCGCUCGUUCCUUCCUUGUAUGCGCACGGCCAUCGCUGCCAUACGUUCCAUCCAAGAUUGUCCCGUCUCUGCAGCCAUCGAACAUGUAUCAGGGGGCUGGGAAGGCAAGCGGGAUCUGACCAUUGCACCUUGA
This is a messenger RNA of Closterium sp. Yama58-4, 375 nucleotides long. The record is from the annotation of a GenBank genome assembly. Lineage: Eukaryota; Viridiplantae; Streptophyta; Zygnematophyceae; Desmidiales; Closteriaceae.